AUGUUUACGGGUCUGGUUGAGACAAUUGGGACCGUCACGGCCCUCGAGCCCCUUGACACCACCACCAGCGGUGGUGGGGGCACGUCACUCACCAUCUCGGACUGCGCGGAGAUCUUGACGGACGCGCAUCUGGGGGAUAGUAUUAGCGUGAACGGGACAUGUCUGACGGUCACAGAAUUCGACAAGACCUGGUUCAAAGUCGGAGUUGCGCCGGAGACGCUGCGCCGCACGAAUCUCGGGUCGUUGACGACUGGAUCCCCGGUGAACCUGGAGCGCGCGGUGUCGGCCGAUACGCGCAUGGGCGGUCAUUUCGUGCAGGGCCAUGUCGAUACGGUCGCGACGAUCUUGUCGGUGACUCCUGAUGGCAAUGCGCUGGUGUUCCGGCUGCAGCCGCGCGAGAAGGACAUCCUCCGCUAUGUCGUUGAGAAGGGAUAUGUCACCCUUGACGGGGCGAGUUUGACCGUCACCAAGGUGGUGGAUGGGGAGGAUGGGUUCUGGGAGGUGAUGCUGAUUGCCUAUACGCAGGAGAAGGUGGUGACGGCGGGCAAGAAGGUGGGCGAGGAGGUGAAUGUCGAGAUUGACAUUGUGGGAAAAUACGUCGAGAAGAGCGUGCAGGGCUACUUUGCAGGCACGGCCAACGGGGAUUUUGCGGUGUUGGAAAAGAUGGUGGCCCGGAUUGUGGACGAGAAGUUGAAGAAAUAA
Messenger RNA from Penicillium lagena, 702 nucleotides. RefSeq names its product riboflavin synthase. The record is from RefSeq and is a predicted model, not a curated record. The transcript is spliced from 2 exons. The coding region runs from base 1 to 702 and encodes 233 amino acids. Gene Ontology annotation, molecular function: riboflavin synthase activity. Lineage: Eukaryota; Fungi; Ascomycota; Eurotiomycetes; Eurotiales; Aspergillaceae. Gene Ontology annotation, biological process: riboflavin biosynthetic process.